AUUACUCUGUUUUCCAAAGAAAUCUUCCCCUCUAAAUUUAAUAUAGAGAUUAUUGCUAGAAUUGCCUCCCCUUGUUGCGCUCUCCUGUAGAUAAGGUAAAAUAUCGCAUUGUUUACAUAGACGACUUUCAAGCAGAAGAUACCUACUAUAUUAUGUGUGAUUUUAAGAAAUUUUUACCUACCUGUGAUUGUAACUCUUUUGAUACGACUUUUUACAGUAUAUUUGAGUGUGAAGGAGACCUUUUUAAUCAUUUAUGUAAUCUUAAUAGUUCUGGUAUACCAUCGCCCAAAGAAUUUUUUGUAAGCUGUCCGGAGUUCUUAGUAAUUUUAUACAGAACAGGUUUUUUUGUAAUUGACAAACAUGUACUACGUUUAAAAAUCUGUGACAAUCACCGCAAGAAAUUGGGUGUGCUAUGGAGGAGAUCAAAGAGAACGUGUUCAUAUCCAGGGCAUAAAGGACAUUCAAAAGCGGACCGAGGGGCGUCUCCUGCACUGUGUAAGGAAGUCUGGUUGCAGACGGGGCAGACAUUGCCAGUUGGAUCAGCCUUAUGUAAAAAAUGCCUAUUGAAGCAUAAAAAAGAAGUAAAUCAUGAUGAAGAAAUAGGUAUCGUUCGACAGAUUGCAGAUGAAUUGAAAGAACUUCAGUCCAAUGAAGCACGCCUUAAUGCUGCACAGCACACAGAGAAGAUUGCAGAUAAAGAAGAUUCCUUUUGCUUAGAGUUGGACAUAAAUAUGGAAUGUAAUGAAAUGGAAGAUAGUUUCCAUACACAGACAGGUAGCAACUCUCAAGCAACAUCAUGUUCCAACUGGUCACAAGAGUGCAAAUCCAGUCGAGAAAUAUUCAAUGAAGCAAUGGAAUCUCUUUCAAAUGGUCAGUACAAGCCUCUGAAAACCCAGCCAUCCCAACCUUUGGCAGAAUUGAGUAGUUCUUCUCGAAACUAUUAUAUUCGACAGACAACAUCAGCUUUAAAGUUUAUAUGUGAAUCAAUAGCACCUGGACAGGCACUUUAUCUACUUGAAGAGGUAAUUUUGAGUACCCAAUCCCCACAACAUGAUAAAAAAGCCAGACCAAAGACGGAUGCAUUAACAGAGACUGUCAUAGAGGCUUAUACAAAGGCAGAUGAUUACAAUACAAGAACUCAAAUAAUCUCCCUAAUAGCUAACAAGUACACAAAGUCACUUAUUGAUGGUCUCUCUGUCCAUAAAAUUGACUCGGCAAGAAAGCAUGCAUCUACUCAUGGACCCGGCCAGUACAUUGCACCACCAAAAGUGACUAGAGUGAGGCUGACUAAAGGACGAAUUCAGCACUUCAUAGAAUUCAUCUCAACACCAUGCUACCUCCAAACAGUUGGAUUUGGUUCCAAAGUUUUAAAACUGUCAUCUGGUGUCCAAGUCAAAGUGCCGAAAGUGAUCCGAACAAUGUUAGCAUCUCGGUUGAUAAAUGCAUACAGUUUGUACUGCCAAGAAAAUUCAUUAAAAAUGCCAUCACGUGCCACCCUGUUUAAAGUCAUCAAAGCCUGUGCAGCAUCACAACUCAAGUCAUUACACGGACUAGACAAUUAUGCCAGUGAAGGGCUUGCUGCUAUUGAAGUUUUCGAGAAGACCAUAGACAAAUUUGUUGAACAUGGAUUGCAGCUUGAAAAGGCCGUUGAAUUAAAAGGAAAAAUCAAUAGUCUGCGAAUCUUUUUGAAACAUGACUUUCAAACCCACUUAAGCAAUAGCAGUACUUGUAUUCACCAUUGCAUGCAGUAUGCACUGAGCGACAAAACAAUUUGCGACCAUGAACAUACCAACUUUUGCACUUCUUGUGAGAAUUUAGAUGAAACCAAGGAGUCAAUUGAUCAAUGUUUCAAAAGUUUGCCAUUUUCUGACGAACAGAUCAGAGAAGAACUUCAAUAUGACAUUGAAUCAUCUAAUGAGAAAAUCAUCAACUGGCGCAACCACUGCAUUAGAUCAGUGAAUCAAGAUCUCUGCAAAAAGGAUUCGUUGAAACAAUUGAAGGAGAAUCAAGUAUUCAUUAUUGCUGACUGGGCCAUGAAGUAUCUUCCUCAGUCCUUCAGAGAAACACAGAGCGAGUGGUUCGGUAAGCAAGGAUUGAGUUGGCAUGUUUCAUGUGCAUUGUUUCCAGAAAAGGAGGAGAGUGAUGACAAUGCUGGUUGCUACCAUUUUCUUCCUUUGAUGGCAUACCUGUGGAAGAACAGAAGUGUAACUGACAUUACUGUGAAAGAAUUUAACUUCAGCGAAGUACAGUCAGGCAAGGACAUAUGUGAUGCAAGGACAGGAAGUUGCAGGUUACAUAUCCUUAAUUACAUUAAUGAAGGACAUGAUGUGACAGAUGUGUUCCAGAUGAAGAAUGCCCUAGAGGGUCAUGAUGGUGUUGUAAACACAUAUGUAUCAAUCAUUGAUGUGUCCAUGGAAAAGCAGCCGAAGCUAUCAGGCCAGCUGAAGGGAUGCUCCAUCACCCAGUUCAACAACUUUAUUUUUGAGGAAGAUGGUUUGAGAAUCUUUAAGGCUUAUGGAUUUGGGGAAGAGAGAAUAUCAACUGAAAGUUUGAAUGCUUUUUCCAAACACAUGUCAGAGAUUUGUGGAUAUCAGAUUAAGGCAUUUCCAACAACGCCCGAGACAAGAGGCUUGAUGAAGAAAACGUCUUCUCACCUUCUCUAUUGUAAAGACCCCGAUUGUGUCAAACAGUUUAAGAAGCAGGAUCACAAAACAGAUAGCACUGAAGAUACCACUAAACGUUUAUGGGCAGAGAAGUGUGUAUCCGUCAGAGGCAACCAGCAUGUAACUUUACCUGAGACAGAACUGAUUGAUCCCUCAUUUUCAUUUACUGAACCUGCAGGGUAUGCCUUGAAAAAGCGGAAAAGGGGGACCCGAUUCUCAUUUAAAGUAAAAGAUUACAUCUUAAAUAUCUUUGAAGCAGGGGAAACAACUGGAAAAAAAGCAAAUCCAUAUUCAGUAUCCAAAAAUAUGAGAUAUGAAGUGGACGAAAAUGGUCAUCGCUUAUUUAAACCAUCUGAAUGGCUCAGUCAGCAACAAGUUAGAGGUUUGUUUGCAAACUUUGCAACUAAGAAACAGUCAGCCCAAGGAGCCAAACGGUUAAAGUUGGAAGAGGCAGAAACAGACUACGAUGAAGACCUUCAGAAUACAGUAAGUGCAUUGCUUGCAGCUGAACGCAUGGAUGUGAUGGCCACAAUUUGUGAUACAUUUUGA
Molecule: messenger RNA, 3212 nt
Organism: Magallana angulata
Lineage: Eukaryota; Metazoa; Mollusca; Bivalvia; Ostreida; Ostreidae
Exons: 8
Coding region: 153-3212 (1019 amino acids)
Source: RefSeq, a predicted model, not a curated record